This is a messenger RNA of Neolamprologus brichardi, 3514 nucleotides long. The record is from RefSeq and is a predicted model, not a curated record. NCBI's taxonomy places the organism in Eukaryota, Metazoa, Chordata, Actinopteri, Cichliformes, Cichlidae.
CAGUUGAUGGAUUUUUUUAAAGAAGAGCAUUAAUAUUCUUUUUUUACACCGACUCAAGCUCCUCUCAGUUAGUGAAAAAUUGAUAUCCCUUCAUAAAGGGCCGUAUAAGACUGUGACUGGACACUGCAGACUUAUCGACCCAUCAGGUGAAAGCCUGAUAAAUGUUGGAGCCCCCUGUUGAAGGUUGUAGGAGAGGCUUUGCGACUUUAAAUGAACCCUAAUCAGAAGCUGACAUAAAAUAAUAAUGAGGAAUGUCUCAGCUGCAUAAAGCACACUUUGUGUCCUAAAUUGAAGCUCAGACACAGCUUAAGUUUUAAUACAACAAGGUGAUGUGGUUUUAAAGGAAGGAAGUCAGCAAAUAUAGAAACAACAAACAUACACAGAAGACAAUGUAAAUAUAAUAUAGACAAAUGUAAAUAGAAUCACAAAUCAAUGACAAUAAAUUAUUUAAUGACACAUGUCUGUCUCGCGCUUGCUUAUUCACACAAAUACAGAUUUUGUAAUGUCCUACGAGAAGCAAAGGCAUCAUAAGUGGAGCCUCCCCACAGUGAGUGAGGCAGGAAGCAUCACUGAUGCGUUUCACCUGUGCAGAGGUGAUUACCUGCUGUAUAAAACAGCUGCUGACGCCUGAGUGAAGCAGUCAGCUCUUUUGUGUCGGAGCUGGUUUGUUGGUGGUAGGUCUUGCUGGGGGUUUCAAUGCCAAGCUCUGGUUGGGUUCAGUAAAUUUUUUUGUUUUUGCAUGGUUACAUUGACACUGCAACAUGUGGCGGCUUAAAAACAUGUAAGUUUAAGUUUAGUCUUGUUUAGUUUUCUGACGGUUACUCUAAUUUUUCUAAAAUGUGCAUUUUUUUUUUCCCCCCUUCCCUCUUCAAGUUUAUUAUGGAACUUGAUGGCUGCAGUAAUUGUUUUGGGUCAAGCAUGGCCAAAUACGAAGCUCGCUUCACAGUCAAGCAGUGGUUUAAAGGCAGACUGUUUAGGAAAUCUAAUGAGGCUGUCAAUGGAUGAGGCUCUAGCAGUGGGGAACCAGCUUGUAGUGGAAGCCAUCAAUGGCACCCAGCGUGUCUUGUUGACGCCCACCUUGGCUGCUCAGUGUGGGUACAGCAUGGAGUCUGACCCCUGGGGUAACACAAGAAUCUACACGUCUCUAAUGGGCUGCUUUGUGGACAACAAGGAUGAUGCAACAUUUAACAUUGGCUUGAAACUCCAAAUGUACAGCCAGAGGCCAUCAGAUGUGGUAACUCAUGAAGUGAGUCAGACGUGCAGCUACACUCGCUGGGCCCCUAAAGAGGUUCUCUGUGAAAGGAACUACAUGGAAGUGUCAAACUACUUGAUGAAAGCUAAUCCACAAACUAAGCGGCCGGCUCACGAUCAAAACGUUGACUCAUAUCUGCUUGAGGACUCUGGUGCAUCACAUGGUAUCUGGAAGAUGACAUUUUUCACCCCUGAACCAGUGGUAAUGGUGCCGAGGGAGGCUGAACAAGCUGGCUACAGUGCAAUGACUACCUCUAACAGACUGAUUAUGCGAAGCCCUUACAAUACACCAGAGACCUUCUCAGAGGAUGUGGCUGGAAUCCCCAUGGAAAUCUUCAAGGUGAGCGUCUACAACAAGGCAGAAAGUGGUCUGGGUAUCGUGAACUUGGCGGCAGCUUGUCCCACAGGGGGCGUACUCUUCACUGAGAGUGUGAUCUCUUGGUACAUCCCUCGCCGCAUGACCCCUCUAAUGGACGGCACAUUCAGAAUUGUAGAGAUGCACAUGGGCAUCAAUGGGCAGAGGCUGGAUAGGUCUCAGAUGGCUGCGAGAGGGUACACACUAUCCACCACAGACUUUCACAUUGUUGCCGAGAUCCCAGUGGGCUCACCCGAUGGUUACUACAAGAGUCAUGCCCCAGAAUACCAGUACCAUGUCACCUACACUGUGGAGCCGAUGCUUGAGGUACUCUGGAGGGCAGAUGGGACCCAAGAUGAUAUAAAAUACAAGGUUUUGUUCCCCAUUACAACGCCUCUGAUGCCCAGACUUCCCCAUGUAGAAGAUUAUACGGUUCCAGAGGACGGUGUGUUUAGCGUCAAGUUGGGGGACUUCUUUUAUGAUGUGGAGCUGAAGAACAUCACCUUUGUUACUGGUGUUCUCACUGUGGAGGAGAGCAAUGCCAGAGGCCUCAUUGUCCAGGAGCACAUCUACACCAAUGGCACAAAGGGCUUCUCUUUACAAGUGGCCUUCGAUGCCGAUGUCGUCCUGAAGACCAAUCCUGAACCCUUGGUUACAACCUACUCUCUCCCUUUGACCAUUGGGUUGCUCAUCCUGCCUGAUGGAACUUCCUUUGCUCAUGAGGUGACACUGCAGGCGUCUCUGCAGGAUGUUGUGCUGCCUGCACUUACUGGCACCUGUGAUCAGAAGCACUUUUACAUCAGGGUGAAAUAUGGCAGUCAAGGCCGUAAUUUUGAGACCACGGUUGGAACGCGACAGCUAACCCCCGACCUGGAUAAAGCCUACAAGGUGCAGGAAAACCGCACACACUUGCACCUCAGAGUGCCCUACAAUGCCCAAGACUCAAACUUUGAGCUGGUUUCCUCAGUUUCCAUCCAAGCCAGACUUGACAUCGUGCUCUGGGAACCAAACAAUCAGUGGGUGCUUGGUGACCUCUCCCUGGCCUGCAGCUUCCCCUUGAUGACGACUAAAUGCUAUCCUAAUGGAACAAUAACAGCAGUGGCUGUGAAGCUGGAAUCUGUGCCCAGUCUCGUCCCAAGUCAGCUAACUUUGAAGGACCGGUCUUGUAGACCAGUUUUCAGCAACGAUCGCUUUGCCCACUUUUCUUUCUCUGCAGAUUCAUGUGGAACAAGUAGAACAUUCUUUGACAACCACAUGCUUUAUCAAAAUGAGAUCAGCCUUUAUCAUAAGGUGACAGCAAAAACAUCACCUGCUGAACCUGGGUACAAGCAAACAAUCUACUGCUACUACAUGGUCAACAAAACACAAACUGUUGCAUUCAGUCACAAACCAAGGAGCUAUGAUCCUAAAGCAGAAAUUGGGACAGGGCUGCUAAUGGUGCAAAUGAGGCAAGCCCAGGAUGCUGCUUAUCAGCACUUUUACAAAGCUGAAGAUUAUCCACUGAAGAAAUACCUGAGAGACCCCCUGUUUUUCGAGGUGGUGCUGAUGCAGUCAACAGACCCCCAGUUGGAGCUCAUCGUGGAGAACUGCUGGGCUACUCUUCAAGAAGACAGGACAUCUGUACCCCAAUGGGACAUCAUUGUGAACAGUUGUGAGAAUCGCGAUGACACCCAUGUGACAGUCUUCCAUCCAGUUAAGGAUAAUAUUGCCAUGCCAUCCCACGUCAAACGCUUCUCUAUGAGGAUGUUCACCUUCACCAAUGACAACGAAGUUCUGAGAGAUCAGAUCUAUGUGCACUGUGAUGCAGUGAUUUGUAAUACAAAUGGCCCACCAGAUGGCAUCUGCAGAGGCCAGUGUGUGCAUCCCACAGGCGCAAAGGUGUUCAGACAACAGGGCAUUGACAUGUGA